AAGAAGAAGAAAAGAGGAAACGGGAGUAAACAAACAGAAACCACAACAGAAGAAGAAGAACGGGAGCCUGGCGGCGCAGCGGAGAACCGGAGCGGCAGCCCGGGGCGCCGUGUGACUGCAGGCCGGCCUGUGAGCGUCUGUCAGCGGGAAGCGGAAUGAGGCAGCCCGGGGCGUCGUGGCCGCUGUGACCGGGAUGACGGAGGCUGCGGCCGGGGCGCCGCGGCGGGGCGGCCGGUCCGCGGAGACCUGGAAGAGACACAUCAUCGGUCAGCUGAAGCACCGGGACCGGAGCCAGCACGCCAAGUUCCAGGACCUGAUCCGCCUCUACACGCAGCUGUUGGAGAAAACCAGUCUGACCAAAGGAAUGCUGAGCUGCUCCCUCAGAUGUCCCUCCGGUGGCAGCGGCUCCCUCUCAUCUUUGCUUCACCAGAACAACCAGCUGAAGAAAACCACUGGAGAGCUGGCCUAUCAGGUGUUGGAGCUGCAGCAGCAGAUUAAAAUCAAAGAGGUCGUUCUGGACGAGCAGCAUGCCAGACUGUCGGAGGCGGAGCGUCGGCUGGCGUGCGAGCUGGACGCUCGUCAGGAGCUGCAGGGCCGGGUGGAGCAGGUUCAGGGGGAGAACGGGGCGUUGAAAACGGAGUACGACGCCCUGCUGGAGCGCCAGAGAGAGGCGGAGUCAAGACUGCGAGAGGAGAAGGUCAGAGGGGGACACCUGCUGGAGGACAUGAUCCACCUGAAACAGCAGGCCGCCGCCCGCAUGAACAGCCGCAAUGAGCGCAGAUCCAGGUACCUGUACGCACCCUGAGCGCCACACCUGUUCAUCUCACCUGUUUACCUCACCUGUUCAUCUCACCUGUUCAUCUCACCUGUUCACCACACCUGUCCAUCUCACCUGUUCAUCUCACCUGUUCAUCUCACCUGUUUACCUCACCUGUUUACCUCAC
This is a messenger RNA of Plectropomus leopardus (leopard coralgrouper), 944 nucleotides long. Lineage: Eukaryota; Metazoa; Chordata; Actinopteri; Perciformes; Serranidae. The record is from RefSeq and is a predicted model, not a curated record.